AUUAUCUUCCGGAUGUGUAUGUCUUGCAGAGGAAACACAACGAAGGAGAAGUCUGCUUGUCUGCUGAAAUUGAAACUUACUUUGGAAUUGUGAAUUCUGUUUGGAAAAUAGAUAUGAAGGAUCCUCAAGUUGAUCCGAAAAGCCCAACAAGCUUGCAGGCUCGACCAACGAGCGAAAACAAACUGUCAGAAGUGGCUGGACAAAAUAAUCUGGACAAGGGAUCAGAGAUCAAUGAUUUGUCUAAGGGAGAUAAUCUGAAGACCAUCCCUGUAAAGGUGGAAAAAACAGAAGUACAGCCUAAGAACAUGGAGAAGAAAGAGGAAGUGAAGAAGGCGGCUCCUUCCCCAGUGAAGGGAGACAACAUCACAGAGAAAAAAGAAGUCAAAGAGGUGGAUCUAACAGUCGAGUUUGCCAAAAUGUCGAUGAAUGGGGGCGUGAAUGGGGGGCUUGUGGACAGACAGGACAAGCUCAGUGAUACUGAGAAGGAGCUAAACACGAUGACCAGUAACCUGUCCAUCAGCGACGAUAGCGUUAAACUGAACGGGGAGGUCAAGUCUCGGGGACCCAGUGGAGGAGUUGCCAGGGUACCUCACUCCCAGCAGCACUCCUACAAGUCUCUCAACUACUUUGCCAGCUGCCCAGUUAAUGAUGGGUUUAAAGGAUCCGGAAAACGCACAAUGGACCAUGAUGAGUAUUCAUAUCAAAAGUACGGGAAACCUGUGCCUGAUUUUUUCCCUGCUAAUUCUGGCUUAAACAACGAGCUUCAAAACAAUAUGGACAUCAAUGCCUUUCAGAUGACCUACUCUGUGGACAAAAUGUCUGCUGGAAAAUUCAUGAAGCCCGUGUCUCAGACAAGCUAUGAGAGCCAGCAAGUCUUCAACCCUGACCAGUUCUUGGAUUCUCUGGGUCAACAAGAGAGCUCCCCUGGCUAUGGAAAUGGGGACUUCAUGGGUGCAGACCAAAUGUUUGGGGACUUUACCCACACCUCAGUGCCAAACGGGAUGUACGGUCAUGGGGGAAUGCCCAUGAUGGCUGGACAGAAUGACUGCAUGAACGCCAACUUCAACAACAAUGAUCUGAACAACCAGAUGAACAAUGCCUUCUCACCAGAUCAGAGUUUUUCUGAGAGGCAGACAGAGAAGCCAGAUUACAGUGAAACAGAGUCUGACAUGGAGAAGAGCCCUUACUCCUUUACUUCAAACUCGCCCGCCAGCCAGAUGUCACUGAACUCUCCCCCUCCGUCUGUGGAUAGUGGAUACGGAGGAUAUGCUGUUCCCAGCCCACAGUCUGACAUCAAAUCUCCACAGUCGCACACCGGAACCUCCCCUCCAAGUAACGCUCAAAGCCCAAUGCCGGCACCUCAGACAGAGAUAGAUAACACUUCAGAAUACAUCGACAAAAACAUGGACAAGUUGCAUGAUGUUUUGGAAAUUCUAGCUAAAGAUUUGAAAGACAAAGAACACUCCAAGCCACAGUAUCCAACCCAGUCCAUUCCACAAGAAAAUUUCAACCCCAAAUCUACUGUUCAGAGCUCCGCCUCUAGCUCUUAUGCACCUCAACAGGGAAAGCCGAUGGUAUCGGCUACAAACAUGCCUCAGACUUCAAUGGCCGUCUCUCAACAGAAGAUGUCAAUGAAUCUGCAGCGUCAUAUCCCCACAUCCGCCAUGGCUCCACAACAGAGCAUGCCAAACAUGUAUGUGGGGUCUCGGCCCCAGCAAGCUCCCCCCAUGGUCAGUGGUCAACAAGUCAGGAUGCAGCCCAACUAUAUUCCCCCACCGCAGCAGGUCAACAAUUCCUGUGUCUCCCCCGGCACCCCCACAAGUAAUCAGGUCAUUAUCCUGCCCCCCAACACCAUGAGUCAGUCAAUUCUGAGCCCCACAUCAGGCAUGAUGAAUGGCCAUGGCAUAGUUACUUCCCCUACCCAAGCGGUCAUGAAGACAACUGUAACAAGUACUAAUCAGCCAAUUGCUACCACCAACUCCUUUGUAAUCGUUAACAAUGCAAACGGUGGAGCCCCGAUCACAUCUGUGCCAGUUCCAAUCCCAGCAGGGGGAACCAGUCAACAGCCAAACACAAUCAUCAUUGUGGCACCCCAGCAACCAAUCACCGCUCCCAAACAGGAGAAGGUCAAGCUGCGAGAGAUUCGACCCAAGAUCCCCGGUAACGAUAAGUCCGGAACCACCAAUGGUGUUAGACCAGGAGCAAAAAUUCAGCCCAAGCCCCAGGUCAAUCCACAGAUGAUUAUGCAGAGGAGAGCCAUGGAGCAAAAGAAACAAAACUUGAUCAACGUAGCAAGAAGAAUGGUGGCCGAGAUUUCCCGGGAACAGCUUCCGUUUCAGGAUGAGGAGGGUGAUACCUACCUCCAUGUUGCAGUCUGUAAAACCGAUCCAAACAUGGUGCUCGCCCUGUUGGAGCGACUGAUGCGUGAGAAUCUUUCACAGAUGAUUGAUGUGGAAAACAAGCAUAGACAGACUCCAUUGUACUUGGCCGUGGUUGCAAACCAGCCUCAGAUGGUCUCCAUGUUUGUCCAGAGAAAUGCCAACCCUAACAGCAUGGCCCAGGUUGUGUCCCAGGAUGGCAAGUCAAUGGAAGUGAAGGCUCCAAUUCAUGUGGCAUCCUCUAAUGGUGUCGACUUUCUGAACACCUUAAAUGAACUUCUCAAAUCUCAGGACCUCUCUCUUAACAUUGCAAACUCUGAAGGACACACUGCCCUACAUUGUGCUAUUCUAGCCCAUGGCAGGCCCCAGAGAAACGGAAACGGAUAUGUGAACAGUCUGCCAAUUAUUGAGGCCUUGAUCAAAGCUGGGGCUGACCCCAACUCCCAAGAUAAGAAGAGUGGAAAAACACCACUCAUGUAUGCCAUCGAGAAAAAAGACUACAGCCUUGUGGAGUCAGUGCUAAGAUUGUUCGAACCCUCCAAGCUUAAAAACAUUGUCAAAUCUGCCACAUUCGAUGGAAGUUCAUGCAUUAAAAUCGCCGAAGGACUUAAAAACGAUUUUCAACCGGAAACAUGGAAGAAAUUGUGGAGUUUGUUGAACAGUGCUUGCAAUGGUCAGAUCCCAGCGAGCCUGCAAGUGUUCUGAAACACUGAAGAUUGCCAUCACCAAGCAGCUUGAAGCACAGAUCUUGCAAUUUGUCACGCUCAUUUUGUAAAUAGACAUUUGUCAUUAAUGAUACAUAAGUUAUUUGUUGCUAAACAUGACCUGUACAUACUGAUGAUCUCAACAUCACUUUAUUGUCAUUUGAUGAGGUAAAAGCAUUUGUCACAUUCUCAUUAACAAGUGUACAUGCACAUCUGUGCAAGAUGAAUUUAUUAUAUUGCAUUCAAUAUUUGGUACCUAGAGAAUAUAUUGGUUGCUGUAUGCUGGAAAAUAUGACAGAGUUUAUCCCACCCAUUUAAAUGCAUUAGAAAAACGUUCCUUUUGUUUAUAUUUAUUUUUCCUGAAAAUCAAAAUUAGAAAAUAAACUUUCUGGACACAAAACCCAUGCUGAUAAAGAUACACAAGUACGCCGUAUAACAUCAUGCUGUUAGCUUUAUGUACCAGUGGACUUCAAUGUGGAAAUUUGUAAUACAUUUACAUGUAAAGGCUGUUAAUUUGUAAAAUACAAUGUAAUUGUGUGUAACAGAUGAAUGUGAUAACUCAUAAAUAUCUACAUAUUUGUUGUCUAUUAUUUCUAUAUAUUGUUAUUUGUCUUUCCAGAUUUUUAUCUUUUAUUUUCUCAUGUUGUCUUUUUUUAUGGAAUCUGUGUAGAGACUUAGAACAAAGCAUUAUUUUGUUCAAUUGUUGGUUAUUGUAUUCACCGUUGCCUCCGGUGAUGACGGCUUGUUUUUGAUACAUUUAGCAAAAGUGCUUUUUGAUGAGGUCAAGGUCAGCUCAAGUUUGACCUUGGCCUUUGUUGUAUAGAUUUGCUUGAGAAUUGUUAACUAUAUACUGUUGAAAAUAAGAUAUACUUUUUAUUAAGCAAAUAUUUCUAUUUUAUUGUGAUCAACCAAAGUUGGAAUUUCCUCUGUUGCUAUCAGUUUCUUUUAUAUUUCAAAAGAUUAUAAAAAAACUGGAAGAAUUACAAAAAAUUAUUACAUCAGUUUGUAAGGCUCAGUAUUUGAAGACAAAUUAUUAAAACUUGGCAUUGCACAGAACUGUUUUGACAUAUUGUAAAUGAGGCAGCAGCAUUAUAAAUAAAUAAAGAAACAGAAACAAUU
This is a messenger RNA of Magallana angulata, 4201 nucleotides long. RefSeq lists its product as uncharacterized. The record is from RefSeq and is a predicted model, not a curated record. Bases 114 to 3083 code for a protein of 989 amino acids. Gene Ontology annotation, molecular function: protein binding. The transcript is spliced from 8 exons. Lineage: Eukaryota; Metazoa; Mollusca; Bivalvia; Ostreida; Ostreidae.